GCUCGAAUCGAUGACGCUAGUCCGGCAAUGGCUUCGGAACCAUCAUGAGGAUAGUACCAGGUUGCCGCUUGUCGACAUCGCCGAGUUUGUCGACAAGUCGAUCCAGUCCGCGAGCGCCCAGUGUUGGGUUCGGCACGAGGCCUCUGGUGCCCCCAUUGGAGUUCCGACUCAUCACGCAGGGCGUUUCUCGGGCUCGAUCCUUUCCCAUGAGCGUCACGUCAAUUCUAGCCUUGCCUUGCCGACUGGUGGUUGUUCUACUACGCGCUCAUUUGCGGAGAUUUCUUGGCCUCAUUGAGAGGAAACAGGCCUGAGCCCUAGCGACUAAUGGUACGAGAAGAAUAUUAGGUCCGUUAAGAGCGAAUCAAAGUCCUGCACCGAACCGGCCUACUCUACAAGACAGUUGCGACAAACUUCUUGCUAUUUGAGUUCAUGCAUAAUUUCAUCAUGAUGACGCGCUGUACAUCCUAACCACUGGUUUAUACUAGUGAGAACACCGACUCCACUUUCCGAAUAUAAUUUACUUGUUUCCCAUAUGUGUCAUCUUUCUCUAUUUUCAUGUAGAUUGCUUCCUCAGCUGCAUAUCCAUUAGUCACUUGCUCAUAUAACAUCCCUAGAGUGUUUGAGCAAUCGCAUACUCCAAGUUUUUCGGAUCUUUCAAGGAACCUUCCGUAAGGUUCAUUUGUUCCUACUAUAAUUUUGCGACCCAAAGAAGCCAAGAUUUGAAAGGGAUGUCGCAUUCUAGAAUGUAGUACAAACACAAUCAGAUUGAAAUAUGGAAUGCCGAGAUUAGAGUAGUCGGAAUGGGGAUGACCUCCUCGAAUGUGUUAUC
Messenger RNA from Marchantia polymorpha subsp. ruderalis, 829 nucleotides. NCBI's taxonomy places the organism in Eukaryota, Viridiplantae, Streptophyta, Marchantiopsida, Marchantiales, Marchantiaceae. The record is from the annotation of a GenBank genome assembly.